Saitoella complicata NRRL Y-17804 is the source of this 1416-nucleotide messenger RNA. Its product is annotated as MFS general substrate transporter. The coding region runs from base 1 to 1416 and encodes 471 amino acids. The transcript has 3 exons. The record is from RefSeq and is a predicted model, not a curated record. Gene Ontology annotation, biological process: carboxylic acid transport; transmembrane transport. Lineage: Eukaryota; Fungi; Ascomycota; Saitoellomycetes; Saitoellales; Saitoellaceae. Gene Ontology annotation, molecular function: carboxylic acid transmembrane transporter activity. Gene Ontology annotation, cellular component: plasma membrane.
AUGGCUGCAGUAUGGCCCGUGAUCGCCUGUGGUGUCGGUCUUUUCUCAGAUGGUUAUUUGAACGGCGUCAUCGGUUCCGUGAACACGCUCCUCGCCCAAAUCUACCCCAACGAAUACGCUGGCUCAACCUACUCUAAGCGAAUCUCCUCCAUCGUCUUCGUCGGCACCGUUGUUGGGCAACUCCUCUUCGGCUAUUUUUCCGACAAAAUUGGUCGCAAGUUCGGUAUCUUGUCCGCGACGAUCAUCGUCAUUGUUUUCUCGGCGUUGAGUGCCGGGAGUUAUGGAGCGGGAGGCAGUGUGAAGGGGAUGUUUGCGGCGUUGACGGUGUAUAGGUUUUUCUUGGGGAUUGGGAUCGGGGCAGAGUAUCCUGCGGGAUCUGUUGCGGCGAGUGAGGCGACGAAUGAUUGUAAGAAGGGGUGGAGGCAUGCGCUUUUCAUCGCCGUUACGAACUGCGUGAUCGACGCUGGGUUCGUUAUCGCUGCAUUCGUCCCCCUUGUGUUGGUCUGGAUCUUCGGCGAGAAUCAUACUCGCGCCAUCUGGCGUAUCGCACUCGGCCUCGGUGUCGUCCCACCGCUCGCAAUCUUCUGGGUCCGUCUCAAGCUCAAGGAACCCGAGCGUUUCCAAACUCAGUCCAUGCGCAAUGUCCGUAUCCCUUACCUCCUCGUUUUGAGGAGAUACUGGUUCCGCCUCAUCGCGAUCUCGAUCGUUUGGUUCUUGUACGACUUCACCGCCUACUCCUUCGGUAUCUUUUCCUCCCCUAUCCUCGAACGUAUCAUCCCGAACCCUACGCUCGUCGAGACCUUCGGGUGGAACACCGUUAUCAACCUCUUCUAUAUCCCCGGUGCCUUCGCCGGUGCUUUCGCCUCCGACUGGCUCGGCCCCAAGACUUGUUUGGUCGUCGGUGUCACACUCCAAGCCAUCAUCGGGUUCUUCAUGUCCGGGUUCUACUCCAAGCUCGUCGAGAAUGUCGCCGGAUUCGCUGUCAUCUAUGGAAUCUUCCUCACGUUUGGUGAGUUCGGGCCCGGUGACAACAUCGGUCUCAUCGCAUCCAAGUCCUUUCCCACGGCUGUGCGCGGCCAGUGCUACGGCAUCGCCGCCGCCAUCGGAAAGAUCGGAGCAUUCGCCGGUUCUUACGCUUUCACCGAUAUCAUCAACGCUUUUGGUGGGUCCUCCACUGACCGUGGUAACUCUGGUCCAUUCUUCGUUGGUUCGGCGUUCGCGGUGGUCAUUGCGUUGAUCACACUUUUCUGCUUGCCGAAGUUGAGUCAGGAGUGUAUCGAGGAGGAGGACAUUGCGUUCCGUGCGUACCUCGUGGAUCAAGGAUGGGAUGUUAGUAAGAUGGGGUUGUUGAAGGAGUCUGCCGACGAGAAGAAGGGGCAGGUGCAGCCUAUCUACACCGCUGAGCGUGCGUUGUAA